Messenger RNA from Oppia nitens, 2015 nucleotides. Its product is annotated as natural resistance-associated macrophage protein 2-like. The transcript has 7 exons. Gene Ontology annotation, molecular function: iron ion transmembrane transporter activity; manganese ion transmembrane transporter activity; cadmium ion transmembrane transporter activity. NCBI's taxonomy places the organism in Eukaryota, Metazoa, Arthropoda, Arachnida, Sarcoptiformes, Oppiidae. Gene Ontology annotation, biological process: manganese ion homeostasis; metal ion transport; response to manganese ion. The record is from RefSeq and is a predicted model, not a curated record. Bases 217 to 1974 code for a protein of 585 amino acids. Gene Ontology annotation, cellular component: apical plasma membrane.
CGUUUUUAAUAACAAAUUACAGUAUUUAUCGUUAAUUUAAAUUUAUUUCAAAAUAAUUUUAUAUAAUUUUAAUUGAAUACUAAUCACUUGUUUAUAACAACAAAUUGAAUGAAUUUAUUAGAGGUUUUAAUAACAAUAAACAUUAAGAAGUGAAGAAAUAUAUUGAUUACCACAAUAUUUGGUGAAUAUUAGGAAAGUGGUCAUCAAUUGCAAGAUAUGACUCCCGAUAAACAUAACAGACAGUCAUCACAACAACAACAACCUUCAGAAGCGGAUGAAUUAAACUCCAGACAUAAACAAAAUUAUGGAGUAAUUGAAGAAAAAAGUGAUAUCAAUGAUCGGACACAAGAGACAGACACUUACUUUAUGUCAACGGUUCCCAUUCCCACUGAUAUAUCGUAUGCCUUUAGUUGGCGUAAGUUAUGGGCCUUUACUGGUCCGGGAUUUCUCAUGAGUAUUGCAUAUCUGGAUCCGGGAAAUAUACAGUCAGAUCUUCAAUCGGGAACUGUAGCGCAAUAUAAACUCCUUUGGGUCCUCAUGUGGUCCACAGUCUUAGGCCUUCUUAUGCAAAGAUUGGCCGCCCGUUUAGGUGUUGUGACGGGUAUGCAUUUGGCCGAACUUUGUUACCGACGAUAUCAUAAAAUACCGCGACUUUUCUUGUGGAUUAUGGUUGAAAUCGCUAUAAUUGGAUCCGAUAUGCAAGAAGUGAUUGGAACAGCUCUCUCCAUAUAUUUACUGUCUCAUCGACUUAUUCCUCUUUGGGCAGGAGUUUUGAUAACAAUUUUAGAUACUUUUACUUUUCUAAUGCUUGACAAAUAUGGCUUAAGAAAAUUGGAGGCAUUCUUCGGAUUUCUCAUAACUCUUAUGGCCAUUACAUUUGGUUACGAAUAUUUCAAAGUAAAACCAAAUGAACUUAAAGUGGCGGAAGGAUUAGCUCUACCCUACUGUAGUGAUUGUGGUUCCAGUGAACUGCUGCAAGCGGUUGGCAUAAUUGGUGCCAUAAUAAUGCCUCAUAAUCUAUAUUUACACUCAGCUCUUGUAAAAUCUCGUAAAAUUAAUCGCGAGAAGAAAGAAGAUAUCCGUGACGCUAAUCGUUAUGUCUUCAUUGAAUCUGCAAUAGCUUUAGGCAUAUCUUUAUUAAUCAAUAUUGCCGUUACAUCUGUCUUUGCUCACGGACUCUAUAACAAAACAAAUGCCGACGUUUACACUACAUGUAUGAACGCUAAUAUGAGCGAUAAUAAUGUAUUUCCUAAUAAUACAGACAAAGUAGACGCUAAUCUGUAUAAAGCCGGUGUAUUUCUUGGGUGUACAUUUGGUAUUGAAGCCCUAUAUAUAUGGGCCAUUGGCAUAUUUGCUGCGGGACAGUCGUCAACAAUGACGGGCACAUAUUCUGGUCAGUUUGUAAUGGAGGGCUUCUUAGAUCUUCAUUGGCCGCGUUGGAGACGAGUUCUCUUAACGCGAACCAUAGCCAUAAUCCCGACUCUUCUCAUAACUUAUUUCCAAAAUCUCGACAAUUUAAGCGAAAUGAAUGAUCUAUUAAACGCAUUGAUGAGUCUUCAGUUACCAUUUGCAUUACUACCUGCUCUUACAUUUACUUCAUCACCUAAAGUAAUGGGAGAGUUUGUCAAUGGUUUUAUCAAUAAAGUGUUGGCUUCAGUGUUAUCUGUUGUUGUCAUAUCAGUUAAUCUCUAUUUUGUGUUCAAUUACGUAAGCGAACACUUCUCCAAUAAUAUAAUUGUCUUCGUGGCCACCGCUCUCUUCUUCGUCUAUUACCUAAUGUUUUUAAUUUAUUUGAGUGGAUGUUUGUUAGUAGUGUUGGGAUUAAGCCGUUUGACUGAAAUUCCAAGAAUAGGCAAAUAUUUUAUGGAAAGUGAUUACAAUGAAUAUAAUUACCAAACUAUUGAUAAUCAAUCACAAGAAACCUCAAACGGUUCAAACUCGAUGUCCAGUCCCGCCAAUUGGCCCACGAGUUGAAUCUUUUAAUUAACUUAUAUGUAUUUAUACUGUAUAUCAAU